CCGGCGCCGGCAGGAAGUGGCUCUGGGCGGCGCCCGUCGGGGGUGGCGCGGCGGGAGGGCGCAUGGCGAGUUCCGCGGGGCUGGCGCUGUGCGGGCAGACGCUGGUGGUGCGGGGCGGCAGCCGCUUCCUGGCCACCUCCGCUGCGAGCAGUGAUGAUGACGUCCUCUUCGCAUAUGAUUGCAGCACGGCAGCAGAGAAGUCACAAGAAAGUAAAGGGGAGGACGGGCAGCCCGCGGAUAAGGGGAGUGACACGAUUCUGGCGUCCACCUUCUCCAAGUCUGGCAGCUAUUUUGCUUUAACUGAUGACAGUAAGCGUCUGAUUCUUUUCCGUACAAAACCAUGGCAAUGUCUGAGUGUCAGGACCGUGGUGAGGAGGUGCACGGCCCUGACCUUCACAGCCUCCGAGGAGAAACUUCUGGUGGCCGACAAGUCUGGAGACGUUUAUUCCUUUUCGGUGUUGGAGCCACAGGGAUGCGGCAAGCUUGAACUUGGGCACCUGUCGAUGUUGUUGGAUGUGGCCGUGAGUCCCGAUGACUGCUACGUCCUCACCGCCGACCGGGACGAGAAAAUCCGGGUGAGCUGGGCCGCGGCACCGCACAGCAUCGAGUCCUUCUGCCUCGGGCACACGGAGUUUGUGAGCCGCAUCUUCGUGGUGCCCGACCACCCCGAGCUGCUUUUGUCCGCAUCCGGGGACCGCACCCUGAGGCUCUGGGAGUACAGAAGUGGCCGAGAGCUGCACUGCUGUCACCUGACCAGCCCGCAGGAGCCGGCGGAGCCCCGGGGUGACGAGAGGUUUGCCGCCUCCAGGAUCACUUACCGGAGCCAGGACAGCUGCGUGGCGCUGCUGUGUGACUGUAUUCCCGCGGUCUACGUUUUCCAGCUCGAUGCCGCCAGACAGCAGCUGGUUUACAGACAGCGGCUGACGUUUCGGCACAGAGUGUGGGACAUCGCUUUCGAGGAGGGCCGGGGACUGUGGGUCCUGCAGGACCACCGGGAAGCCCCCCUCGUGCUCUGCAGGCCUGUGGGCGGCCAGUGGCAGGCUGCUCCUGAAGACGCCGCGGUGGAGAAAGUCUCCGCCCAUCUCCGGGGGAACUGGGCCAUGCUGGAAGGCGUGGCUGGCGUGGACGUCGGUUUCAGUGGUCUCUACAAGGCCACCUUUGACAACGUGACUGCCUACCUGAGGAAGAAGGAGGAGAGGCUGCAGAAGCGGCGGCAGAACCCGGCUGCUGGGCCUAACGGGCAGGCCAAGAAGAUGAAGCCGGGGGAGGCGUCCCUGAGGUGCCCGUCCUAGCCGCCCCGGCACUCUCGUGGCCUCCAGCCAAAGCCGGCUCUGCUGUCCCCUUUGUCCGCGGCUCCCCGUAAGAAAUGGGGACGUCGUUCCCGACCCACGCUUGGUGGCAGUUAGGUCCGCACCAGCUCCGCACACGCGUGGGCCGUCCCAGAGAACUGGUCGGUAUCCUGGCUCUAGAACUUUCCGCCGCCGAACAGGCUCUUCUGCCUGGCGUCUUGGGCACCCUUCUGGUUGAAGGGAAACCAGACGGCCUGGUACUCGGCCAGAGACGCAACGAGUAGUGCCGGUGCCUCGAAGCGCCUUUUCUUCGUAUCGGAGGAGACCGGAACCUGUGGUGGGCGUGGCAGCUGUGGAGCUUCCACUGAUCCCGUGGCGCUGGACGCUUCUCCAGGGGAGUCCGCGAGCUCUGCGGCAGUGUGGGCGGCACAUUUCGUCCCUGUGUCUCCCUCUAGAUGGUGGGGCGUGCUGUCCGGCGUGGGGGCCGCCGCCGGGUGGGGCCCGAAACCCAGGCGGGGUGGCUUGGUUCCUCCGGUGGCCGCCACCGCCGUCUGCUCGGUCCCCGCCGCCGUGACGUGAGCUGGUCGGGGCGCGGGGCGCAGACUGGACUUCCUUCGGGGCGUGAGGACCCGGGAGCCCCGACUGGAACCCAGCUCUCCAGGGAAACGGUGGAGGGUGUUACGUAUAUCUGUGAUUUCCGUGUCAACUCUGCACGGGAUGCAAAGACCCGGGGCAUCCGCUGGAUUCUAAUCACCGAUGAAUAGAGAUGAGCUUUUUGCAGCUUCUGGAAAUGUUUAGGAGCAACAUUUGGAACUAAUUUCAAAAUAUAUUGAGCAAAACCGUCUUUGAUGAGUGUACUGUCUGUGACUGAAAUGCUGACUUGUUAAUGUGAAAAAGCGUUUUUUUGGUGGGUAGUCUUACAGAUGGGUUCGCUGAUGUGCUUAUUUGUGCUUUUACCCACUUCUGGGUGAUCGGUCAACGAGGUGGGAAAGCCCGUGUGAGUCCGUGAUGCCUUUGGUGCGGGGUUUCUUGGGGUACUUAGAGACCAGUUGCUUUGUGUCACAGAAGCGAAAUCCCUAAGUGCCUUGUUUUUGCUUUAAACGUUGAUCUGAAGACAGAGCCGUGGGUGAGCCGCUCACCCUUCCCACAAGGGGUACAGUGGGGUGUUGGGAUGGGCAGAAGUCUUUGAAGGAGCAGCGGGGACGCGCCUGGGGGUUCCCCAGGGUCCUGCCCGAGGAGCCAGACCUCGUCAGCCCUGCACUGCGCACAGACAGCGUUCUCGUUAAUCUGCUUUGAAGUUCUUGGUUUUAGGAGAAAUUUGGGUCUGGUGGUGGUGACGUGUUGAUGGGGGGCCUGCGGGCCAAGUCCUGCUGCUGCCUGGGUUUGUGUGGCCUGUGAGCCGGGAACGACUUUCACAUUUUUCAGUGGUCGAAAACCAGGCAAAAGAAAAACAAUACUUCGUGGCGUGUGAAAAUCCCAUGCGAUUCCAAUCCCAGCGUCCUUAAGUAAAACCGUACUGGGACCCAGCUGUGCCCGUUGGUUUAGGUGUGGCCUCCGUCUGUUUUGGGCCACGAC
This is a messenger RNA of Panthera uncia (snow leopard), 2864 nucleotides long. RefSeq names its product WD repeat domain 4 (gene WDR4). Gene Ontology annotation, molecular function: protein binding; tRNA (guanine(46)-N7)-methyltransferase activity. Gene Ontology annotation, biological process: RNA (guanine-N7)-methylation. NCBI's taxonomy places the organism in Eukaryota, Metazoa, Chordata, Mammalia, Carnivora, Felidae. The record is from RefSeq and is a predicted model, not a curated record. The transcript has 11 exons. Gene Ontology annotation, cellular component: nucleus; tRNA methyltransferase complex; cytosol. The coding region runs from base 63 to 1292 and encodes 409 amino acids.